GCAAAGAGGUUCUCCUUCUGCAAGGCAUUUGCUGGACUCCUGAAAAACUAUUUUGAUUAACAUGGCAGAGAAGGAUUUCAUCAGUUGGCAUCUACUGGCUUUAUUUUUUCUUCCAUUUUGCCUGUGUCAAGAUGAAUACAUGGAGGUGAGCAGAAGAUCUUAUAAACCAGUGGCCAAAAUAUUGCAAAGUCACCACCAGACUGGUCACAAAGGUUCCAGAAGCAGGGAAAUAUUGAAACAGCGGAAUCAACUUAUAGAAUGGACUGUUGAUAAUAACACAUCUACAGACCAUAAAGUCCUGAGACCAGAGGUAGAUGAUGUAGAACUGACUACCUCAGAUAGAGUCCAGCCCCCCCAGCCUGGACCACAGAAUCCAGACUGCAGUUCCUGCUGCCGAGGUGACUUUGGAGUUCGACUCUACCAAGGGCCCCCAGGACCUCCUGGGCCCCCUGGGAUGCCAGGAAAUCAUGGAAACAAUGGAAAUAAUGGAGCAACUGGUCAGGAAGGAGCCAAAGGUGAGAAAGGAGACAAAGGAGAUAUGGGACCAAGAGGUGAGCGUGGCCAUCAUGGACCCAAAGGCGAGAAGGGUUACCCUGGGAUUCCCCCAGAGCUACAGGUCGCGUUCAUGGCUUCAAUGGCCACUCACUUCAGCAACCAGAACAGUGGGAUAAUCUUCAGUAGCGUUGAAACCAAUGUUGGGAAUUUUUUUGAUGUCAUGACUGGGAGAUUUGGUGCUCCAGUGAAUGGGGUGUAUUUCUUUACUUUCAAUAUGAUGAAGCAUGAAGAUGUGGAGGAAGUGUACGUGUACUUGAUGCAUAAUGGUAAUACAGUGUUCAGCUUAUAUAGCUAUGAAUCCAAAGGGAAAGCAGAUACUUCAGGAAACAGUGCAGUCCUAAAACUUGCCAAGGGAGAUGAAGUUUGGCUGCGAAUGGGAAAUGGAGCCCUCCAUGGGGACCAUCAACGCUUUUCCACCUUUGCUGGGUUUCUUCUUUUUGAAACGAAGUAAAAAAAGGAAACAACCCAAUAGAUUAUCUGAAGAAACAGCUUUUUUUUGG
Ficedula albicollis (Collared flycatcher) is the source of this 1055-nucleotide messenger RNA. It is a transcript of the gene C1QTNF3, whose product is annotated as C1q and tumor necrosis factor related protein 3. Gene Ontology annotation, molecular function: protein binding. The coding region runs from base 62 to 1006 and encodes 314 amino acids. NCBI's taxonomy places the organism in Eukaryota, Metazoa, Chordata, Aves, Passeriformes, Muscicapidae. The record is from RefSeq and is a predicted model, not a curated record. The transcript has 6 exons.